Molecule: messenger RNA, 3292 nt
Organism: Hevea brasiliensis (rubber tree)
Lineage: Eukaryota; Viridiplantae; Streptophyta; Magnoliopsida; Malpighiales; Euphorbiaceae
Product: probable leucine-rich repeat receptor-like protein kinase At1g35710
Exons: 2
Coding region: 158-3124 (988 amino acids)
Biological process (GO): protein phosphorylation
Molecular function (GO): ATP binding; protein binding; protein kinase activity
Source: RefSeq, a predicted model, not a curated record
AAUUAUGACAUAUUGAUGCAAAGAACGCCGCCAUAGUCAAAAGGAACAUGAACCAACCUGAAAAACUGAAUGAUCUGACGCUUCCACUUUGACUCUGUAGUUUCCAUAGCCACCAGCAGCAGAAGGUAGUGUUCUAAAAAUUGUAUUACUCUAUGGAAUGCUUCGCGUAAGACCCAAAUAUAUAGUCUGGACUUGGGACCUGCUGAAAGAUAUCCAAGUCCCAAAACAAAUCUUUCCUUCAGGGCUUUUGAUAAGUAUGUUCAUGGCAUCCUUAUUAGAAAAACCAUGGUCCAUUUUCUGCUACUUUGUUCCCAUUUUGAUCAUUUCUCAUUCCUUUGCAUUAGCUGCUUUUGCAACUCCAUUUGAAGCUAAUAAAAAUGAAGUAGCACAGGUGGCAAAGGAAGCAGAGGCCCUUCUAAGAUGGAAGGCCAGUCUUGACAAUCAAAGCCAAGCUCUCCUGUUUUCCUGGACUACUGGAGAAGCCCCUUGCAAUUGGUCUGGAAUUCAGUGCAAUAAGGCUGGAAGUGUCGCCUAUGUGAGUCUUACUAAUUCUGGGUUGAAAGGUACACUUGAGAGUCUUAUCAUCACUUUCUUGUCCUUUCCCAAUCUCAUCAAUCUCAACCUUAGCAACAAUUCCUUAAAUGGUACUAUCCCUUCACAAAUUAGGUAUCUUUCCAAGCUCAAUUUCCUUGACUUGUCUUUUAACAGUAUUACUGGCUCUAUACCUCAAGAAAUUGGAAUGUUGAGAUCUCUUACUGUCCUGGAAUUGUCAGACAAUUGUCUUAGUGGUCCAAUCCCAAGUUUUAUUGGAAACUUGACAAAGUUAGCAAUCCUUCAUCUUGGGAGGAAUCAAUUUUCAGGUUCUAUUCCUGAAGAAGUUGGAAUGUUGACAUCUCUUUCUCACCUUAGCUUAUCAGAUAACAAUUUUACUGGUACUAUCCCCACUUCCAUCGGAAACUUGACAAACCUGUCAACUCUUUUCCUUGAUGUCAACAAGCUUUCUGGAACUCUACCUAUAGAGAUGAACAAUAUGACUUGUUUGAGAUCUUUUAUAGUAUUCUCUAAUAGAUUAAGUGGCCAUUUACCCCAAAACAUAUGCGUUGGUGGAUUACUUAUUUAUUUUGCGACUUUUGACAAUGAUUUUACAGGUCCUAUCCCCAAAAGCUUGAGAAACUGUAGUAGCUUAGUGAGAGUGAGGCUAGAGAGGAACCAGCUUACGGGAAAUAUAUCUGAAGUGUUUGGCGUAUACCCAAAUUUGAACUAUAUAGAUUUGAGUGAAAAUAAAUUCUAUGGUGAGCUUACAUGGAAUUGGAGUCUUUUCCAUAAUCUGACAACCCUGAAAAUCUCAAAGAAUAAUCUCUCUGGUGAAAUACCAUCUGAGCUUGGAAACGCAACUCAACUGCGUUCAAUUGAUCUUUCUUCCAAUCAUCUAGGUGGGAAAAUUCCUAAGGGGUUGUUAAAAUUGAUGCUUAUCGACCUCGCUCUAGACAAUAACCUUCUUUCAGGCAGUAUUCCUCCAGAAAUAGGAAGGUUAUCUGAUCUUGAAUGUAUUAACUUGGCAGCAAAUAAUUUAAGUGGAGCAAUUCCUAAACAGCUUGGGGAAUGCUCAAAUCUAUUGUUCUUGAAUCUUAGCAGGAACAAAUUUACAGAGAGUAUUCCAUCGGAGAUUGGCAAUCUACACUCUCUUGAGAGUCUUGAUUUCAGUGAAAAUUUGCUAAUAGAGAAGAUACCACAAGAGUUCGGAGAGCUGCAAAGACUGGAGCUGUUGAACCUCUCGCAUAAUACGCUGUCAGGUUCCAUUCCUACCACUUUUGAUAAUUUGUUAAGCUUGACAAUGGUGGAUGUAUCUUACAAUGAGUUUGAGGGUCAUGUCCCCAAUAUUAAAGCCUUUCGUGAGGCUCCAUUCGAGGCACUUCGAAACAACUCGAAUUUCUGUGGCAAUUCCACUGGUCUGAAGGCUUGUGCUAUCCAUGUUCUUAACCACAGAAACACUUGGAAAGAGGGCAACAAUGUUAUGGAUUUGAUUGUUUUUCCUCUUGUGGGCAGUUUCUUUCUAACUUCUGCAAUGCUUGGAAGUUUCUUUAUCUGCAGAGCCAGAAAUAAGAAAGCCAGCUCGACCGGAGCAAGAAAAGAAAAUGUCCGUUCAAUAUGGAGCCAAGAUCAUGGAAUGCAAUAUGAAAACAUUAUUGAGGCGUUAGCGGAUUUCAACUCCAACUAUUGCAUUGGGACUGGAGGACAUGGAGUUGUUUACAAAGCUGUGCUGCCAACAGGUCAGAUGGUUGCUGUCAAGAAAUUCCAUCAAUCACAAGAUGGUGGGGAGAUAGCUAACUUGAAAGCAUUUAGAAAUGAGAUUGAUGUGUUGAUGAAUAUCCGCCAUCGAAACAUAGUGAGGUUAUAUGGUUUCUGUUCGCAUCCUAAACUUUCAUUUCUGGUUUAUGAAUUCAUGGAAAGAGGAAGUCUCAGAAUGAUUUUAAGUAAUGAAGAACAAGCAAGGGAAUUGGAUUGGGUCAAGAGACUAAAUGUCAUUAAAGGAAUGGCUAAUGCAUUGUCCUUUUUGCACAACCAUUGCUUUCCUCCAAUUAUUCAUGGAGACAUUUCUAGCAACAAUGUUCUUUUGGAUUCAGAUUCUGAAGCUCAUAUCUCAGAUUUUGGCACAGCUAGGCUCUUAAUGCCUAACUCCUCCAACUUUUCUCCUUUUGCAGGAACAUUUGGCUACACUGCUCCAGAGUUAGCUUACACGAUGAAAGUGAAUGAAAAGUGUGAUAUCUAUAGCUUUGGAAUGGUAACGUUAGAAAUUCUAAUGGGAAGACAUCCAAGUGAUCUUAUCCCAUUUCUUUCAACAUCACCAUUACCAUCAUCUUCAUCUUCAUUCUCCUCCUCAUCAUCAUUCUUAUCGAUUGAUCAACAUACACUAGUGAAGGAUGUAAUCGACCAACGCCUUCCACCUCCUGAAAACAAAGUUGCUAAGGAAGUAAUUUACAUUGCAAAACUUGCAUUUGCAUGCUUGAAUAUCAAUCCACAAUCUCGGCCAACCAUGCGACAAGUUUCUUUGGAGUUAGUAGCUAAAUGGAUUCCAUUAACAAAGACAUUCUCUGCAAUACAGUUGGCAGAAAUAUUGGUUUAGGGAAGUGCCAAUGGCUAAUACUUUAGAAGACUUUAUCCUUUUUAAAGCUAAUUUGCAAUGGUUGUAUAUGUUUGUGUACUUUGUCUUUGGUAUUGGUAUUAAUAGGACAUUGGUUGUUAGUUAAGGACUCAAUCUAUAGAGACCAAAAAAGAAUUCUUCUCAUUAGAA